Molecule: messenger RNA, 3365 nt
Organism: Sphaerodactylus townsendi
Lineage: Eukaryota; Metazoa; Chordata; Lepidosauria; Squamata; Sphaerodactylidae
Gene: STARD7
Product: StAR related lipid transfer domain containing 7
Exons: 9
Coding region: 232-1500 (422 amino acids)
Molecular function (GO): lipid binding
Source: RefSeq, a predicted model, not a curated record
UUGGCCUGGGUGACGGAAGUCGGGAGAGUAAGAAGUGGGCUUCAUGUGGGCUUCGGCGCGAGGAGGUCGGAGGGGAAGCUGGAGAGAUUCGGGGCUGGCGGCGCUCCUCCCUGUUCCUCAGCUCUGACAAGGCCGUCAUCUGUGGCCAGAUAGCUGCGCUGGGGCCCAUAACAGCAGCGCGGGUGACCUCGAGGCCUGAGGACCUGGGCUUAUCAGUGGAGCUGUGCAGGCAUGUUCCAUCCACUCCAGUGGAGGCCUCCCUCCAGCAUUUAUUCCUGCUACACUAACUCAGUCCGCUUCUUUGGCUGCAAAGGGAAACUGGGCUUCUGUCAGAAUGAGACGUCCUUGAAGGGCAGCUUCCGGUGGCUGUUUGCUUGGCUGCAGAAAAACACAGAGAAAUGUCCAAGGCAGAAGAGCCUUCUCUCCCUGCUGGCCAAUCAGUGCAGCUAUGUAACCAGCCAAAGGGUCCAGCGUGCCCAGCAGAUUGGACAAUUGUAUGGUAACAUCUACUCUGAGAGGACACGCAAGAACCUCUUCAGGUCCUUUUGGCGCAAGUUCCAAGGCUGUCAUGGUAGUGCCGGUAAACUGAUGGCUGCCCUCACCGGUGUAUUCUUGUGGGAAGAGGAAAGAAUCAAAGAAGAAGAACUGAAAAGAUCUGCAGAAGAGAUGAAGCGCAUGGAAGAGAUAACCGGGCAGUAUCAAGGCAGUGGAAGGGAGACCCAGACGGAGGAGACAAGGCCCUACAAUGACAACACUUCUGAUCCUGAGGAGCAGAGCUGGGAAAUAGUGAUGGAGAAGAAGCACUUCAAGCUGUGGCGGCGUCCAAUUGGGGGGUCUCAUCUGUACCAGUAUCGAGUUUUCGGGACAUACAUGGAUGUGACUCCAAGGCAGUUUUUCAACGUGCAGCUGGAUACUGAGUAUCGCAAGAAAUGGGACUCGCUGGUCAUCAAGCUCGAGGUGGUUGAGAGAGAUCAGGACUCUGGAUCUGAGGUUGUUCACUGGGUAACUCACUUUCCGUAUCCAAUGUACUCACGGGAUUAUGUGUAUGUUCGACGGUACAACGUGGACCGGGAGAACAAUCUGAUGGUUCUGGUGUCACGAGCUGUUGAGCACCCCAAUGUCCCAGAGGAUCCUGAAUUUGUCCGUGUCCGAACCUACGAAUCCCAGAUGGUUAUUCACCCUCACAAAACAUUUGAUGAGAAUGGCUUUGACUACAUGCUAACGUAUAGCGACAACCCUCAGACUGUGUUCCCUUGCUACUGUGUCAGCUGGAUGGUGUCUAGUGGCAUGCCAGAUUUCCUGGACAAGCUGCAUAUGGCGGCUCUGAAAGCCAAGAACAUGGAGAUUGAAGUGCGAGACUACAUCUCCUGUAAGCCUGUGGAGGAAGGGAGCAGCAGUAGCAGCAGCAGCAGCAGCAACUGUGAGGGGAAGGCCAGUGUCCCCAACCAGGAGCACAAGGGUGAAGGGUCCUGCAGCCCUAUUCAGAUGGACUAUGCUUAAAGGAAGGUGCUCCCCCAGCCCCACGUUGGCAGCCCAAGCCUCUUGCGUACGAACAGGAUGAUGAAGGAACCGUGCCACCCUCGAGGGAAACGGCUGGGCCCACUAGACCACUCUUGGAAACGUUGUUCGGCUAGCCUUCUGCCUCCAUACUCCUUGCCCUCUCCCCUCUUCUGUGCCAUUUUGGAAGAGACCAGUAAUACCCGGGCAGUUCUGAAAAGCAGUUUUGUGUAGCUGUAUCUGUACUGACGAUCUUGUUUCCUACUGGGAACGCUCUCAUGCCUGAUAGUUUGGUGCUGCCCAGAUAAUGUUGGGGCUUCUGUAAAAUUUCCUGGCCGCUGCAGCCUUUAAUCCAUUUUUUGUACAUAUUGUGGCACACAGGGGCCAGCAGUGCCUGAGCAUGUGUGUUCAAAAAACAGACACUAAAUUCUGGGAGCCAAAAAGUUGGACCUCUUGCAUCUUGGCAGCACUUGUUAGCUGGAGUGAGCCUGUGCUUUUUACCUUGCCAUGUGUCAUGGGCCAUCUCUCUACUGCCCAAGUGCCUUCCCCCUCACCCCCCCGGCACUACUGACUGCAGCCACCCCGCUGCCUGAGGCAGACCCCAAGCCUGAUGGAGGCUGUGCAGGCCCUCCUUGUUGAGUGCUACAUGCUGCUGCUUGAAGGGUUAAGAAGUGGGGCUUUGUGUAUUUCCUCCCACAAUUACUGCCUUGGUGACAUCCAGUCAUUUCUUUGUUUAAUUUCUUGAAAGGCAGCAGUUUAAUAUUAGUCAGGUAAUUUUUAAUAUUAGGGGUCUAAUAUGAGUGGCAUUGACACAGGUGCUGCCUCGGUUGCCUGGGUGCGAUGUGUGUUUUGGACAGGCUACAAAAUGUUUCGUGACUUGGGGUUCCAAGUUGCCAUGUCAGGUCUGUACAUCCCUUGAGUGCAAAUCAGUGGCUCCCGUCUCUUCCUCUCUGUGGGCUCAGAGAGCCCCGUGGACCGCAGACGAUGAAUGGAGGAAGGCAAUCAAGUGUCCAUGAAGGGAAUUCGGAUCAGGUGUGCUUGGGUGGAGAGAGUUUCUUGGUGGCAAGAGCUUUGAGAAAUUCUGGACAGUGGAUGAACAUGUCCAGGGACUAAUUUAUAACACAUGACUCAACUGCUUGAUGAGUGUGGGGGGCAGGAGUUGUGUCCAUCUUUGCUAGAUGUAACGGGGUUUUAAAAUCAUAGGUUUGUUUUGGUUUAACUCCUCUAAUCCAAACAUACUGGGUAGCAAGGUUCUGUGAUGAUGCCCUGGAACGGGGCUGAAAGCGGAGUGUUUCCACACAAUGCAAUGUACAAAGGCCGCACACCUGCAGUGGAGGAUUACACCCUGUCUGAGGGUGUGCACCUAAAUGUUGUCCUCUGAAGUGUGUCCUCUGUAGGAAGAGACUUUGGGCCAGGUGCAAAAGAAAAAUCCUCUCUGCAGCCAAGAUUAUGCAAGGUUUGCUAUUGUGCAUAAAUAUCCUUCGAACCAUUUGUGCCAAGGAAAAAUUGGGUGUGUUUCCCCCACCUCCAUUUUUCUUGUUUUUUUUUAAGCAUGUGAUCUUUUUUUUAAAAAAAGUCCAGCAUAGGGCAGAAAAUGUAAACCAUAUGGGCUGAACUGAGCAGAUCUAACUCCAAAGUUAGAAAGCUCUUCUCAGCUUGCUCACUGACUAGACUAACUGACUAGAGUUUGGCGGGGCCUAGAGGUUGUGUGGGGUGGUCUUGUGCAUGAAGACCUCCUGGGUCUUGUUCUGUGGCCAGUGAAGGCUGUUAACAUAGGUACCAAUGGAUUUUCUUCUUGUGCUUUUACUUAAAGCUGUGGUUUUUAUGGAAACCCCAGGCACCAAUAAACACAAUCUAUUGGUACAACA